Messenger RNA from Priapulus caudatus, 1278 nucleotides. RefSeq names its product malonyl-CoA decarboxylase, mitochondrial-like. The record is from RefSeq and is a predicted model, not a curated record. NCBI's taxonomy places the organism in Eukaryota, Metazoa, Priapulida, Priapulimorpha, Priapulimorphida, Priapulidae. The coding region runs from base 88 to 1278 and encodes 396 amino acids. Gene Ontology annotation, molecular function: malonyl-CoA decarboxylase activity. Gene Ontology annotation, biological process: acetyl-CoA biosynthetic process; fatty acid biosynthetic process; malonyl-CoA catabolic process. The transcript is spliced from 11 exons. Gene Ontology annotation, cellular component: mitochondrial matrix; peroxisomal matrix.
GGUGUACUUCAUUCACUUGAUAACAUCACACUGAAUACUCUGAACGUUGCUGAAGACUGAUGCGAUGCUUAGGUGAUACAUCAAGGGAUGCUGUGGGUUUAUAGUUUGUUAUUUAGUUUGAAGAAUGCGAGAACCAAGAUAUUCGCGGCGCCAGCGGGACUUGUGAGGCGGAUGGCGGCAGGAGCGAGCUUUGCCGCAGUGCGAGAGAUACUAGACGACAUAGUCGAUCACCCGCUGCAUGUGAACGAGGAGGGAACGCGCGAGAUAUGUUCCACCUACAAGGAUCUGGAGCGGGACGGACGGUUGGAGUUCAUGCGCAUGUUAGCGUCAGACUACUCGGUGAAACAUCAGAACAUCCUUGAGAAGGCAGAGGCUCUCGUUGGUGUCAAGGAACGUGGUGAUCCCGUCCUUUACAACUGUGAAAAGAGACUGCAUGUGGCGUUGACGCCAAAGUUUCUACAACUCUUCCAGGCCAUAGCCAAGCUGCCAGAGGGUGUGAAGUUUGUCGUGGACAUGCGUGCAGAACUUCUCGAGGCGCUGCAGGACAACUCGCUGGAGGACAGGUGGCAGGAGUUGCGUAAGAUGAACGAGUCGCUGCACGACCUGCUCUCGCUGUGGUUCUCCGUCGGCUUCCUUCAUCUACAGCGCGUGACGUGGGAGAGCUCCUGCGACAUGAUGCAGAAGAUAUCGAGCUACGAAGCCGUGCACCCGGUGAGGAACUGGACGGACAUCAAGCGGCGUGUCGGUCCCUACAGACGCUGCUACGUGUUCGUGCACAACAGCAUGCCAGGCGAACCGAUCGUAGUGCUGCACACAGCGCUGACCGAGAGCAUAGCCACCAACGUACAGUCAUUGGUAUCGCUGGCAGACACAAAGAACCUUCAGGAUGAGAAAGAAGAUCCAAAAAAGGUUGUUGCCGCCAACUUCUACUCCAUCACCUCCACACAGCGAGGUCUGCAGGGCAUAGAACUGGGCUACCACCUAAUCAAGCGAACAGUGACAGAGAUCCUGAAGGAAUUCUCCCAGCUGCAGCAGUUCUCGAGCCUCUCCCCGAUUCCGGGAUUCCGCAGCUGGUUACUGGGAGAGAUCAACAUGUACCUAUCCCAUCCCGCUGAGCAUUCCUGCCCGCUGAGCGCUGGAGAAGUGAUCACCAUUGCAUACGUCUUCCAGAUACCAGCAGACGCCCCUAGUGUCCUUACCACGAUAAAACACACCCUGCUCGCGCAGGCUGGUAUGGCGGAUGAGAAGUCUAGGGGACGCGUUUCAGGCCGAUGUUGA